Fopius arisanus is the source of this 1276-nucleotide messenger RNA. It is a transcript of the gene Poxn, whose product is annotated as paired box pox-neuro protein. Lineage: Eukaryota; Metazoa; Arthropoda; Insecta; Hymenoptera; Braconidae. The record is from RefSeq and is a predicted model, not a curated record. The transcript has 5 exons. Gene Ontology annotation, molecular function: RNA polymerase II cis-regulatory region sequence-specific DNA binding; DNA-binding transcription factor activity, RNA polymerase II-specific. Bases 29 to 1198 code for a protein of 389 amino acids. Gene Ontology annotation, biological process: anatomical structure development; regulation of transcription by RNA polymerase II.
CAGAUAAUCGGAGAAUCUCGGCGUAAGGAUGCCACAUACAGGUCAAGCUGGUGUGAACCAAUUGGGUGGGGUAUUUGUGAAUGGACGACCAUUACCAGACUGCGUUAGACAGAGAAUUGUCCAGUUGGCUCUCGUUGGUGUUCGACCCUGUGACAUAUCACGCCAAUUACUCGUCUCUCAUGGAUGUGUCUCCAAGAUCUUGACGAGAUUUUAUGAGACUGGUAGCAUAAGACCUGGAAGCAUCGGCGGAAGUAAAACCAAGCAAGUGGCAACGCCGACGGUGGUGAAGAAGAUCCUGAGGAUGAAACAGGAGCAACCGACAAUGUUCGCCUGGGAAAUAAGAGAGCAAUUGGCUAGACAGGGUGCAUGUGAUCCACAGAGUCUACCUUCUGUAUCGUCGGUCAAUAGAAUACUGAGAGGUGGUGGAUUGCAUUCAGAUCAUCCAGGAAUUGAUGCUGGAUCAUCCAGCGGAUAUCAGCCCCACGUGCCAUCAAGUCCGGAGACCAGAGAAGCCCUGAUGAGAACGGAUUAUCAAUUAUUUUACCCCAGCUCCCUGGGUCCCCUUCACAUCUCAACGAGUGGAUCAACUGGAAAUCCAAAUGCACCAACGUGGAAUCCUGGAUUUUACUCAUCCCUUUAUCAAGCAACAACACUGCAUCUGCAUCACGGAAUGCAGACAUUCACUACCCUAGAGCAAGAUAGAUUGACGGAGCAGCAGACUGGACAGAGUCAGGUUGAACUUAAAUCAAGUUCAAGCUCAAUGACCGGAAGUGAUGACUCCCUCGAUAAAAGUGAUCUAGAUGAUAACGCUGAUUCCCAGGAAAAUUACAAAUCUUUUCAAAAUUCACCGAUAAUUCUAGAGUUGGGUCAGAAAAUAGGAAGCGAUCGGAGCGCAUUCGUUCGCCAUGGAACGCCCAAUUCGUCAAAUAAUUUUGAAAUAUCCCGGACUAGUCCCUCGUCGCCAACUGGAGAUGACCUCGUACCCCAGAGUGCGAGAACUAGUAAUGAAAAUUCAAAUGAUAUCAGUACAGAACAGCUGUCCUCCAACAACAGACCUCAACCCCAGAAAAAACGAAAUCCUUACUCCAUAGAAGAAUUAUUAAAAAAAGACGAACGUGGAGUUAAUUGUAAACGACCGAGAGUAAUUGCUACAGGUAUCGUCCAGCCAUGUGGCAUAAUUGUUGGCAAAGAUGGUUAGAAUGCAGUAGAAAAAUAAAAAAUGAUAAAAAAAUGUAAAUGAAAAGUAGUUUAAUUAUUGAAAUAACGUAGAUGAAAU